AUGUUCUCCUUAUCCUCCCUUGGCCUAACGCUUGCCGUAACUCCCCUCAUGUUCAUCAUGGAAACCACCUCUGCCCUCCCUCUAACAGGCCGCUUUGUUCUGGCGGGUAUUGCAGUCGCCACUAGCGGGGUGUCGACCGCGCUCAUCUCCUGGUGCGGCAAGCCCUACGUGACUAAGCUGCGAUGGCUCGAGCCGGAAGGCACGCCGAAGGAGAGCACCCGCGCGUUGGAGAUGACUACGUUCACCUUACGGCUGCGCGAGCGCAUCACACGCGUGUACGAUACCGCGUUUUUGGUGCCUGCGAGUCGACCGUUCGCGACAUGGGAGCUCGCAGAGAUGUUCCAGUUGCCUAGGGCGGAGGCGGCUCGGGAGAAGAGCGCGGGCCUGCUACCUAGAGAGGAGACUAUCGCAGAGACGACGAACAAGGAUGGGAAGGUGAUUGGGCGGUGGAUCGUGAAUUGGAGCGAGGAUGGUAUGGGCCGGUGUCGCGAGAUCGGCAGGGUUGCGAGGUACUUCAACGUACACGAAGAGCUUUUGGACAGGCCCAUUCGAUGA
Sparassis crispa is the source of this 555-nucleotide messenger RNA. RefSeq lists its product as uncharacterized. Lineage: Eukaryota; Fungi; Basidiomycota; Agaricomycetes; Polyporales; Sparassidaceae. Gene Ontology annotation, cellular component: mitochondrial membrane. Gene Ontology annotation, biological process: mitochondrial proton-transporting ATP synthase complex assembly. The record is from RefSeq and is a predicted model, not a curated record. Bases 1 to 555 code for a protein of 184 amino acids. The transcript is spliced from 2 exons.